Messenger RNA from Sclerotinia trifoliorum, 864 nucleotides. NCBI's taxonomy places the organism in Eukaryota, Fungi, Ascomycota, Leotiomycetes, Helotiales, Sclerotiniaceae. The record is from the annotation of a GenBank genome assembly.
UAUAACAUCUAUCUAUCAUCAUCAUCAUCCUCAUCAACUCCUAGCCGAAAUCUCAAGUACUACCCAUUGUUCGGUGAAAUCAUAUAUCUCCAAAAUACAUCAUAGAAAAUGCUUGCCUCAUUCAUCACUGGCCUCUUGGCCUUCACCACCCUCACCAUCUCAUCCCCCGUUCCAGUCGCUAAGCGCGACACUGGAGAACUCUAUAUCCUCGCCAACUGCUACAACAAUGUUACAUCUGCUUCCUACGCAUCCGCCUUCUGGUAUUACCCAGACUUUCUUCCCGACUUCCCAGAACCGCAAGCUGUUGCUGUUAUCAGCGCCAAAAAAGCUGUUACCUUCGAAGGACUCUCAGUUGCCACCAAAACACCAUUCAGAUUGACAACCACUAUCCCAAAGAACGCAAAGUCAGCAGCUUAUCAAGCGAUUGUUGCAUCAGCUACAAUUAGCAGUUUUGCCGGCCCAGCUGCAGCGGUUAAAGGAACUGGAUUGGUUUUCUAUAGCCCAUCAACAGAUGUUAACUGCUACAAUGAAUAUUAUGUCAGAGAUGUAAGUUUGCCAUACGCACCCUACCUGAAUGACAAAAAAGCUAAUGAGUUGAUAACAGAACCAAACUGAAGAAGACCCAUGAGCUUUUUGUAUCACACAACAAUGAGCGGAGAGAAAGAUACGUGUAGGGCUUGAAUAGAAAGGGAUUGAUAGAGAAAUGACUACUCUUGCGAAUAACAAGAUUAGAUGGAUUAAUGAAUAAAUGAUGACUACAGAUUACUGCACGGAAAAUGGGGGACGACAGCAGGAACAAUGUUAACGACUAAUUCGAUAAUUAGGAUACAAAUAAAAAUAAGACGAUUCUCUUCUAGCACGCAC